GCAAUCGGAUCUUGCGUUGUUUGGGGUCUUUCGAAUGUGACAGAAAUUGUUCUAGCCGACCUUUUCGGUUUACCAAGGCACAUUGUACCUAACGGUAGUACAGAAAAGUAUUGGAGGCACAUUUUGUUGAAGGCAAGCACAUUCUUCGCAAUGACUCCAUUCUUCAUUUCUGCUUUCACAGAGACAGUAAGAAGUGAGGCAGGCCUCGGCGGUGAAGGCCCCAACGUAAUGGAGGUACUUUUCAAGGGUGUGGAUAGGUUGAGGUUUCCAAUUUUCGGCGCCCGAGACCCAUCUCGUCGCUUUUCUAUACUGCAUUUGGCAUUGCCAACGGUGGCCUACCGAACGUCGCACUACAUCAUUCAAACGAAGCUGCAUUACCAAUUUUUCAAAAUGGCUCGCAAAUAUGUGGUUAGUUCAGAUAUCCGACGAACUCGAACUCUUAUCGACAACCUUGAUACCGGUCUUUCUGCUAUUUCAAUCACUGCGAAAUAUAGUGGUUUCGCUGAUUGCUUGCGAUCAGUGCUUCAACACGAGGGAUUCUGGGCUUUAUACAGCGGAGUCGGAGCUUUAGCACUGGAGUACCUACUUCAUUCAUUGCUUCAUCAAGCUGUGCGUGCUUGCUUUGAUAGAGGAUCGGAGGUCCUUCGUCGAGCAACUGAAAGCAAUCCAAAUAUCACACCAGUUCCUUCAGCAUACGGAGGAGCGUUUUCUGGACCGCUGAGAGCAUCAUCUGGACCACUGUCUGGUCCGUUCACUCAGCCUGUAUCGCCAGUAAUUAGUCCGAGAAAGCAACUCUCGUCGUAUACACCUCCACUUCGGGAUCCUACGCAAUUCCCAACAUUUGGCGAAUCCAUUUCUCAACUGGAUUCACCUUUCGCUGCGCCGACACCGCCAUUUCCUUUCCAGUCAGGUCGUCCUAACGUGUUUGGCAGUCCACCGAGAGAACAGUACCUUGUUCCGCUGUAA
Ostertagia ostertagi is the source of this 966-nucleotide messenger RNA. The record is from the annotation of a GenBank genome assembly. NCBI's taxonomy places the organism in Eukaryota, Metazoa, Nematoda, Chromadorea, Rhabditida, Trichostrongylidae.